CGCAGGGCGGGCAGAGGGAAGGGAAGAUGGCGGAGGAGGAGAAGCUGCCCGCGGGAUGGGAGAAGCGCAUGAGCCGCAGCUCCGGCCGGGUGUAUUACUUCAACCACCUGACGAACGCCAGCCAAUGGGAGCGGCCGAGCGGGGGCGCGCGGGCGGAGCCGGGCCGCGUGCGCUGCUCGCACCUGCUGGUCAAGCACAACCAGUCGCGGCGGCCGAGCAGCUGGCGGCAGGAGCGCAUCACCCGCUCCAAGGAGGAGGCGCUGGAGCUCAUCAACGGUUACAUCCAGAAGAUCAAAUCGGGAGAGGAGGAUUUUGAGUCUUUGGCUUCGCAGUUCAGCGACUGCAGCUCGGCCAAGGCUGGGGGGGACCUGGGAGCGUUCGGGAGAGGGCAGAUGCAGAAGCCGUUUGAGGACGCCUCGUUCGCGCUGCGGGCCGGCGAGAUGAGCGGCCCCGUGUUCACGGAAUCCGGGAUCCACAUCAUCCUCCGCACGGAGUGAAGUGCCUUGGCAGGGCGGGGCCUCCCGGGAAUCCCGCGGGAACGGGCGGGAAUCCACGGGGAGCCCGUGGGGAUCCGUGGGAAUCCAUGGGGAAGCCACGGGAAUUCGCGGAACCCCUGGGGGAUCCGUGGAGAUCCGUUGGGAUCUGUAGAAAUCUGUUAACUCCGCGGGAAGCCGUGGGAAUUCUCAGGAAUCCACGGGAAUCCACAGGAAAUCCACGGGAGUCUGUGGGAAUCCUCAGGAAAUCCAUGGGAAUCUAUGGAGAUCCAUGGGAAUCCUCAGGAAUUCACGGGAACUCACGGAAAUCCUCAGGAAUUGAUGGGAAUCUAUGGAAAUCCUCAGGAAUCCAUGGGAAUUCAUGGAGGUCCAUGGGAAUCCUGAGGAAUCCAUGGAAAUCCGUGGGAAUCCACAGAAAUCCAUGGGAAUCCACGGGAAUCCCGCCCCGCGCUCCCCACCACGAACUCCAGAUCCCACAACUUCUCCAUUAUUCCCUCCUGGGUGGGAGCAAAGACGGGGAAUUCCUGCGGUUUUUGGGAAUGCUGGGUUGGCCAGAGCCGGCUCUUGGCGGUCCCAUGGUGGUGGCGGUGACAAUGGCAACGAUGGCGAUGGCCAGCAGUGACAGUGACAGCAAGGACAAAUGACAAAUGAAGGUGACAGCGACGAUGCCCAGUGAAGGUGACAAUAACCAGUGAUGGUGGCCAUGACCAUGACAAUGUCUGUGACCAACAGUGGUGACAAUGACCACGACCAAUGGAGAUGGCAAUGACCAUGACCAAUGAAGAUGACAAUGACCAACGAUGGUGACCGUGACCAUGAGCAACACCCAACAAAGGUGACAGUGACCAUGACCAAUGAAGAUGACAAUGACCAUGACCAAUGAUGGUGAUGACGAUGAUGACCAGCCAUAGCAAUGGCCAGCAAUGAUGACAGUGAUGAUGAUGAUGACAGUGACAGUGAUGAUGGAGACAGCAAUGACAAUGACACCAAUGACAAAGACACCAAUGACGAUGACACCGAUGACGAUGACACUGAUGACAAUGA
Molecule: messenger RNA, 1538 nt
Organism: Camarhynchus parvulus
Lineage: Eukaryota; Metazoa; Chordata; Aves; Passeriformes; Thraupidae
Gene: PIN1
Product: peptidylprolyl cis/trans isomerase, NIMA-interacting 1
Exons: 4
Coding region: 27-497 (156 amino acids)
Cellular component (GO): nucleus; cytosol
Molecular function (GO): protein binding; peptidyl-prolyl cis-trans isomerase activity
Source: RefSeq, a predicted model, not a curated record